Dendronephthya gigantea is the source of this 1033-nucleotide messenger RNA. RefSeq names its product carbonic anhydrase-like. The coding region runs from base 4 to 864 and encodes 286 amino acids. Gene Ontology annotation, molecular function: carbonate dehydratase activity; zinc ion binding. NCBI's taxonomy places the organism in Eukaryota, Metazoa, Cnidaria, Anthozoa, Malacalcyonacea, Nephtheidae. Gene Ontology annotation, cellular component: plasma membrane. The record is from RefSeq and is a predicted model, not a curated record. The transcript has 7 exons.
GCAAUGAGGAGCCCUUUACUCUUCAGCUAUUUCUUGGCUGUCAGUUUGACCACUUUCACCGAAAGCGCCAAAAUUGACUGGAGUUUCCAUGGAAAAAAUGGUCCUUCUCAUUGGUCGAGAUCCUUCCCUCUAUGCAGCAACAAGCGUCAAUCCCCCAUCAACAUCCCCCUCUACAAGAAAGACUUUAGACCUUCCCUCAGAUCCUCUUUGAAGUUUUCCCAUUACACAUGCCCAUGUCGCGGAGACUUCACAAUGCAAAAUGAUGGCAAGACUUUCAAGAUUGAUCUAAGAAAUGCAUUGGCUUCGUUAACCUUGAACCGUGCGAGACGUUAUUUGUUAGAUCAUCUGCACUUUCACUGGGGAAGUAGCAAUGAGAUUGGUUCUGAACACCAGUUUGAAGGAAGAAGCUUUCCCGCUGAGCUUCACUUUGUACACUAUAACAUAAAGUUUCAAAAUUUAUCUGUCGCUAUUGAUCAACCUAAAGCUCUCGCUGUUCUUGGAGUUAUGAUCGAGGUUGGACGACGGAAUCCAGUAUUUGACAACUUUUUAAAGUACAUUCACAGAGUAAAGAAUAUAGGUACAAAAUUUAGGUUUCCGUCAUUCGACGUAAAAAACCUGCUACCAAAGGACACUGAGAGGUUCUACCGUUAUGAAGGUUCACUAACAACACCGCCAUGUUUUGAUAACGUUACCUGGACAGUUCUGUACACUCCUAUUGAAAUAUCACAACAACAGCUCAAGAGAUUCCGAGCACUGAAAGAUGGUCAGGGGAAGGCUUUAGUGAACAACUUCCGCCCAGUUCAGGAUCUGCAUGGGCGUAGUGUAUCUAGUAGUUUUCGAUUAUGUAAAAUACACGCGCACUAAAACUUAGUCUGGACAAGGCCUAUACUGUAAGGAAAAGGUUUAUGUGGCCGCUUUGUUAUAGAAUACCACAGGAAAGGCCCGUAAUACAACUUGUGUCGUAACCGCGUAAAUAUCAGGUUUAGGGUAUGCUCUUAUACUGUACAUACUAUUUAUAGUAUGAGUGACCUCC